Messenger RNA from Arachis stenosperma, 3977 nucleotides. RefSeq names its product histidine kinase 3-like. The coding region runs from base 697 to 3570 and encodes 957 amino acids. Gene Ontology annotation, biological process: phosphorylation; phosphorelay signal transduction system. NCBI's taxonomy places the organism in Eukaryota, Viridiplantae, Streptophyta, Magnoliopsida, Fabales, Fabaceae. Gene Ontology annotation, molecular function: phosphorelay sensor kinase activity. The transcript has 8 exons. The record is from RefSeq and is a predicted model, not a curated record.
AUAGAUAGCCUAUUGGCCUAUACCUGACAACAGUUUUGCUACCAUAUUUUUUUUUUAAAUCAUGUGCCGGCUCCAUGCAUGAGCUAAUUCUUUUUGGGGCGUGGAUUCUAAAUUCUGAUAGAAAACGCUGCUGCUGGGGGGUCAAACCACUCGGAAAACACUCGCGUCACGUACUUAUGUUGUUUCUUCUUUGGGUUUAGGAGCUAGCCGAGCAAGCUAGCAUUUCUCUUGUUAUGUGAUGACACAACUAACUAAUGAUCACCAAAAAACGAAUCUUUUGUAGGUUUAGUGUUGGCCCCUACUCGUUUUGUUUUUAUUUCUGAUUUUUGGUUGGUGGCUACUGCUACUGCUAUCUGACAAGAGUAUAUAUCUAUCAAGUAUCAAUUUCUGCUUGGAAUUAGAAACCCAUAAUCUUGUGAUUCUUUUAUUCUUUCUCAAGUAUCUGCCACUCUUCCUUUUCUUCUUCUUCUUGGGAGAGAUUAGUGGUUAACAUUGUGGAAGAUUGUCUGGAACUGUUGAUACUCAACUUGUGUUGUUUACUGUUGUGGGCAAGUGGGGCAUUUAUGUUUAUUGCUAUGUUCCUGGCUUGUGUCUGUGUUCUACCUCACGUGGUUCAAUAGCAGUGGAAGAUUGAAGAGCAAGAUCUCAGGGAACGGGUUCAAGGUUCAGCAACACAAGUACCAAAGUAUUGGAUCCAUGAAACUGAAGAGUGGUUGGGUGAGAAGGGCUUUUUAUUCAUGGAUUCUAGUUUGUACGUUGGGAGGUUUGUACGGGUUCUGGCGCAUGAGCAUACAUGCUUGUGAGCAGAGGAAAGAAAGUCUAAUAAGCAUGUGUGAUGAAAGAGCAAGGAUGCUGCAGGAUCAGUUCAAUGUGAGCAUGAACCAUAUACAAGCCAUGUCCAUUUUGAUAAAAACCUUCCACCAUAACAUGAACCCCUCGGCCAUCGAUCAGAGCACUUUUGCUAGAUACACUGAAAGAACUUCGUUUGAGAGGCCCCUCACAAGUGGUGUUGCAUACGCUGUAAGAGUGCUCCAUUCUCAAAGGGAACAGUUUGAGAAGCAACAAGGAUGGACUAUCAAGAAGAUGGAUACUUUGCAACCAUCCCUUGUUCAAGAAGAAUAUGCUCCUGUCAUCUUUGCACAAGAUACAAUUGCACAUGUCAUUUCUCUUGAUGUGCUAUCUGGAAAGGCAAACCGUGAGAAUGUGCUCCGUGCAAGGGAGUCGGGCAAAGGAGUUUUAACUGCACCCUUUCGGCUUCUCAAAACGAAUCGCCUUGGGGUAAUCCUCACAUUUGCUGUCUACAAGAGAAAUCUUCCAUCCAAUGCAACCCUUGAUCAGAGGAUUCAAGCAACUGAUGGAUAUCUUGGUGGAGUCUUUGAUGUUGAGUCGUUAGUGGAGAAACUACUGCAACAACUUGCUAGUGAGAAAGCUGUAGUUGUUAAUGUGUAUGAUACUACCAAUAAUACACAUCCCAUUGUCAUGUACGGUUCAAAUGUAUCAGGGGACUCUUUCUCUCAUGUCAGCACUCUUAACUUUGGAGACCCUCUCAGGAAGCAUGAGAUGCACUGCAGGUUCAAACAAAAACUGCCAUGGCCAUGGUUGGCAUUUAAUACUUCUGUAGGAGGCUUUAUUAUUUGUGUCCUUCUUGGGUAUAUUUUCUAUGCCACCUGCAAUCGAGUUGUCAAAGCGGAAGAGGAUCGGGAUAAGAUGACUGAGCUUAAAAAGCGAGCUGAGGCGGCUGAUAUUGCAAAAUCCCAGUUUCUUGCUACUGUGUCCCACGAGAUUAGAACACCAAUGAAUGGGGUUUUAGGGAUGUUGCAUAUGCUUAUGGACACGGAUCUAGACGUAACCCAACAGGAGUAUGUGAGAACGGCGCAGGGAAGUGGAAAAGCUUUGGUGUCACUUAUAAACGAGGUAUUGGAUCAGGCAAAGAUUGAAGCUGGUAAGCUGGAGCUUGAAGCUUCGCUGUUUGACUUGCGUGCUGUUUUGGAUGAUAUAUUAUCAUUGUUUUCAGAAAAGUCUCAAGGAAAAGGAAUAGAGGUGAUACCUAUAUAUUAUAUGCUACGUUUUAUCAUGGUAGAAUUUUUUCAAUGUCUAGUGAUAUUGAUCUAUAUAUAUAUGUAUAUAAAACUUGCACAGUUGGCAGCUUAUGUAUCAGAUGAGGUUCCUGAGCUGUUAAUAGGUGAUGCAGGAAGGUUUAGGCAAAUAAUUACCAAUCUCAUGGGUAAUUCAAUUAAGUUCACAGAGAAAGGGCAUAUUUAUGUGACUGUCCAUCUUGUUGAGGAGGUGGUCCAUUCAAUACAGAUUGAUAAAGAAUUAGGCAUGGAAAAUGUUAAUACCCUGAGUCUGAGUGGUUCCCCUGUUGCUGAUAGUCGCCGAAGCUGGGAAGGCUUCAAAGCAUUCAGUCAAGUAGGGCCUCUUGGUUCUUUCUCAUCCUCUGUUACUGAUGUAAUCAAUUUGAUUGUAUCGGUUGAGGACACUGGCGAAGGAAUCCCUCUGGAAGCGCAGUCUCGAAUCUUCACUCCGUUCAUGCAGGUUGGUCCUUCCGUUUCCCAGAGACACGGUGGCACAGGUAUUGGCCUAAGCAUUAGCAAGUGUUUGGUUGGACUCAUGAAUGGCGAAAUUGGAUUUGUCAGCAUUCCUAAGAUUGGAUCCACCUUCACUUUUACUGCUCUCUUCACCAAUUCAACUGACUGCAAAAUUCAGCAACUCAACAACAACAACAGCCACUCUAAUCCUCCAUCUUCAGAAUUUCAGGGAAUGACCGCGUUACUCAUUGACCCUAGAUCGGUUAGAGCCAAAGUGUGUAGAUGUCAUAUUCAGAGGCUCGGCAUUCGUAUCGAAUUGGUUUCGGAUUUAGCCCAAGGUUUGUCCACCAUAACUGAAGGCAAUCAGAUAAUCAAUAUGGUACUUAUUGAGCAGGAAGUGUGGGAUAGAGAUUCAGCCAUGUCAUCUCGCUUUGUCGAUGGCGCCAGUAGAGUUGGCGUUCCUCCUAAGUUGUUCAUUCUUGUUAAUUCUAACGGCUGGACAUCAGGUAUUGGUAAUCCCACUGUGAUCGUAAAACCUCUGAGAGCAAGUAUGCUUGCUGCCUCGCUGCAGCGAGCCAUGGGUGUUACUUGCCGAAAUGGGGAGCUUCCGAGUUUAUCUGUUGGCCACCUUCUUGGCGGGAAGAAAAUUCUAAUUGUAGAUGACAAUGUUGUGAACCGCACCGUAGCAGCUGGUGCUUUGAAAAAGUAUGGAGCAGAUGUGGUGUGUGUUAGCAGCGGAAAAGAGGCCAUCUCUAAACUAAAACCACCUCAUGAGUUCGAUGCGUGCUUCAUGGAUAUUCAAAUGCCAGAAAUGGACGGUUUUGAAGCUACAAAGAAAAUCAGGGAGAUGGAACGUUGCGCCAAGAGAGAAGGUUUUGUAGAUAACUUAUCAAAGUGGGAUGUACCUAUUUUGGCCAUGACUGCAGACGUGAUCCAGGCUACCCAUGAGGAGUGUGUAAGGUGUGGCAUGGAUGGAUAUGUUUCGAAACCGUUUGAAGCCGAACAGCUUUAUCGAGAAGUCUCAAGGUUUUUCCACUCCUGAUGAAUAAUGUCCACAAUACAGAUUAUUUUAGUAAUACUGUACUUUGGAGGAUAGGAGCCAAGUUUGUUUGUUGUGAUUGAUAAAGAAAUUCUUCUUAGGGUAUUAGAACCUGUUGAUUCUUCCAUGUAGCAUCUGAUCUUCAUCCUCGGUAACUGUAAAUUGAAAAUAAUUGAGGGAAUUUGAAGAAUCAGAUAUACUAUAUUAACCAGAUUCACAUUAUGCUCCUCAUCUUUGUGCAUAUGAUGUAAUAUUUGUAAUAAGUCAAGUUACAGUACUCCACCCUGCUAAUGUUAAAUUUAUGUAACUUAUAAGAAGUUGAUUUAUGUAUAAGUAAAUAGAAGAAAGAAAAUCACCAAUGUAUAGCAGCAGCUUUGCUUUCUUUUAUUCUUUAGAGACCCAGAAUUUAA